GGGCUUCGGGGGCGGGGCCAAAGGGAGGAAGAGACAGAGUGGGCCGGAGAGUGAGUCUCUCGCUCAGCUGAGUUGGGAGAGACACAGGCAGAGGCCGAAGCGCCUGAAAGCUCCGAGGCGGAGGUUUCUGUGCUCGUUCCCUUCGCAGGACACCAGUAUACUUGAAAAAUGGGUCGAAUUUUCCUGGAUCACAUUGGUGGUACUCGCCUAUUCUCCUGUGCAAACUGUGACACAAUCUUGACAAACCGAUCAGAGCUUAUUUCGACCCGAUUCACAGGAGCUACAGGACGAGCCUUUCUAUUUAACAAGGUAGUCAAUCUGCAGUACAGUGAAGUCCAAGAUCGAGUCAUGCUCACUGGUCGUCACAUGGUUCGCGAUGUGAGCUGCAAGAACUGCAACAGCAAGCUAGGCUGGAUUUAUGAGUUUGCUACUGAAGACAGCCAGCGCUACAAGGAAGGCCGUGUUAUUCUGGAAAGAGCUUUAGUCCGAGAGAGUGAAGGAUUCGAGGAGCAUGUGCCAUCUGACAACUCUUGAGUGGACAUUUCUAUGUCUUCACAUUUUCUCUGUUGAAACUUAAAAAGAGGAAAAUCAACAAAAAAAUUACUAUAUACACUGUCACCUUAGCAUCAGUGCUGGAUUUAUGAACUACAGAGGGGCAAAGAUUGUGAAAAUUCCAAAAGGAUUGUUCUUUAUUCUUUCAUUUAAAAAAAAAAAACCCUGUUUCUUUCAGUUUUACAUAGAAAAUGUUGUGGAUGCUGUAGCUUUGCCUUUUCUCCUUCAAUCUCAGAUAUGUAAUUGAAGUUACAAAUCACUGGAAAGGAAAGGAAGAAAGGUUUUUCUUUUUUCUUUUUUAGAGAAAUCAGUUGGAUUCUAGUUUGCAAACCUGCUAUAUCAAGAGGAAAUUUUAGUUGAGUAAUAUCUUAAUUUAUUUCCAUUUCUCUCAUAAGAUUUUAAUCCAUUUUUAGCUAGAUCCUCCAUCUGAUUGCUGGUUUAAGACAUCAUUAAUAUCUGAUGAAUGCUAAAGGUCCAGUGUUUAGUCCAGUUUGUGCUGGCCGUUGGUUCAUAUUCUUGUUGGGGUUCAUUGAUAGUACAAGGCCUGUGCUUGUCUUUGUCUUUCUCUCUUCCUGUGUGUAACUCAAAGUUGCUGCCAUUCCUUAUUUAGUUAAGUACCCCUUUCACCAUGUGACAUGUUGACUAUUUUUUUAAGUAGGGGAAAUCUACUUGUCUUUCCAGUUUUCAGAUGUAACUUACACAAUAAUAUAAAGAAAUGGCUGACUGGUCUUGUCUUGCUUCAAAACUGUGUUGGUAGUAAUGGAGAUUGAGCAGUCGCUGUAGCUGAAGUGUAUUUCUUACCCUCUUGGCUGAUCUCUCUGACUAGGAAAGUUGCAACUCUUAAUCUUAGAGCUCCCUUCCCCUUUAAUGUCUAGCUUUGCAUUAAAAACCUGGCUAUAAGAAAGAGGGGCAUGCCAGCAUGUACAGUUAUGCAUUACAGUGAGGCAUCUGGUCUACAACUAUUUUGAAUGGCAAACAGCUUGUCUUCGAAUGCUGCUUCCGAUGUCAAAGCUCUUACUCUUAGUUGCAUCUUGUGGUGCUGCGCCUUUACUGCUUUUACCAGCACAACUUGCUCAUGUGGCUGUACCCAAGUCGUUGAGUUACCUGGUGCUUCCUGUAGCAAAUACUUGUGUUGAAAUACUGUCUCUUGCUCAUCUGAACAAACCUUUGUGUAGACUCCCAAUACUCAGGGGUGCCCAGAUUUUGCUGUCAGCAUGGCCUGCCCAAGUUAACGUUUUUGGAAAUCCAAGAGCUGCAUCAUAGAUGGAUGGUGACAUUUUUUAUCUUAUCAGUACUAGGUAUUUCAUAGACUAAGUAUUUGCCUUAUUAUGACUGAUUCUUACACAUCUGUUAACUUCAAACAGUGAGCAAAAACAACAGAACAUCCCUAUUGCAAGAAGAAUAUUGGUCCUAUCCACUUCAGUCCUAAGCACACUUGCAGUGGCUGGGAUUGUUGGGGGAGGUGCCACUGCAAGUGCCUUUAGGAAUUGUUCCAUGACCCUACCUCCCAUAUAUUACUGGCAAAUUGAAUGGGUGUUGUGGAUGUAUGUUUCACACUCCACAGGAAGCAUCCUGGCCACUGAGCUACAUGAGUAUGGGCACCCCUCUUAGCUUGAACUUUAAGUAGCUCUAAUAUGCAACUUAGAAGGAAAAUCUGUAGAUUUGUGUACUGCAGUUGAGUUGAAUCAGGAUACUUAAACAAUAGUGUACUUGUGCCUCUGAUGAGUAACCUUUAUUAUUGACUUUGGUAGAUCCCUCUUAUUUUAGUAGCUUGGUUUGUUUCACUGGCCUGGCAAAUUGUCAUUGGCUUAGCCCUUGAUGUACUCUACAUGUAUUUUUGAUGUUGCAGUACAAUAAACUCUGUUUUGUCUUG
Molecule: messenger RNA, 2425 nt
Organism: Anolis sagrei ordinatus
Lineage: Eukaryota; Metazoa; Chordata; Lepidosauria; Squamata; Anolidae
Gene: YPEL5
Product: yippee like 5
Cellular component (GO): ubiquitin ligase complex
Source: RefSeq, a predicted model, not a curated record